UACUGGGGGAAUAGGAAGUGAUUGCCGUCUCGUGCACGUGAAGCCGGCACUCACGGUUCGGCCUCUGUGUUCUCACCACCGUUUGUAAACAGUGACACAAAUCUAAGGAUACCAUCGACUCGCGAUCUGCGAAGGUCGUCAGGGGUCAAGCAGUGACCUCGACGGAAACAUUUCUCCUGUUGGACUUCACGGAUUAACUCCACGUGGAGGGAUUAUCAAGGUUCGUUAUUCAGACUAGUGCACAUUAUCUAACGGGUUUACGGUCGUCACGUGAUAUUUUACUAAUUAACGAGUACUCAUCACAUCAAAUGUAGUAACGCCAUAAUUCAUUAACUGGCUAAUUUCAAUCUUCAAUAAAGGACAAAUAUACCAGGACAUAUUUAUUUAAAAAUCCAUCAAGCCACCGGAAGUAGGGAGAAAUCUAUACCGGAAGCACGUGGCAAUGUGCUGGGCAGCAAAUGAUAUUAUCAAGUUUCUACUCUGGAUGAAAUCAAGCUUGGAUUACCACCUCGGAUUAUAGAUUAGCUGGAGAUUAAGUGUGUGACAAUAGACCGAAUGGACUCCUAACGGUGGCAUGGGGUCGUGUGUCGCGGGUUCUAAACAUUUGCUUCUCUCGGCUAGGGCUAUCGAGGCAUGAGGCCAUGAGACGUCUGAAGCGAGACGUGCGCUGGAUUACCCAGACCAAUAACUUUCUAGUCGCUGUCAUGGCCGCCAUGACGUCUAUGGCACUGGCCAUGCACACAUUUCAUGACGAUUUCAACGAAGAAAAUGUGCCGGUUCCGGUCUUGUUGCCGGGUGUUGAAACCGUGAACGUCAGCGAGGGGGGUGUCGCCAUCUUACCGUGCUCCGUCAAACAUCUUGGUACUAAGCAGGUGUCUUGGGCCCGGAUCUACGAUGCAGAAAACAGAACUAUCUUGACCAUUGGGGCAACGCUGUGGACAGAGGACAUCAACCUGUCCAUUGAUCAUUCCAAGAACUCAAACCACGUGACCCAGUGGAACCUGGUCAUCAAGCACGUGGCGCCGAGGAACGCUGGGACCUACGAGUGCCAGGUCACAUCCAAGUUCAUCAUCAAACGUUACGUCACGCUCCACGUAGGACCACCAAUAGCCAAACCAGAUUCCAGCAACUCACCAAGACAUCCGCCCCAGGGUCACACCAACAACGUCCCCAACGUCCCGGUCAGCGUGUGCGGCGCGGCAGGCAUGCACGGAUGCUGGGAUGACGUCACAGACGGGGAAAUUUCUCAGAAUAACAAAGCCAUCUCCAUAACUGGGAAAAGAUUCGUUGACCUAGGGGAAAAGAUCCACUUGGUUUGUAAUGCGUCGGGCGGCCCACGGGUACCGGACGAGAUCGACUGGUUCAAGGGUGGGGAUAAAAUCGAUUCCACUAAGUAUCGGCACGUCACGAUUGAUAAGUAUCAAUCGAUGACCGAUCGAUCGUUCGUCUCCGAGCUGAUCAUCGACCACAGCUCACACAGCGACACCGGCGACUACAUCUGUCGCAGCAGCAGCAACGACAUUGUCAAUCUCAAGGUCACGGUGUUAAACGCGGAGUCAACGAAAAAAAAUAGAGAUGUACAGGUCAAGGGCGAGUUUGUUGGAAAUGGCGGCAAGAGUAUUCACACCAAGACGCUAGUGAACCGUGCCGUGCUCGCGGCCAUCUUGACUUUGUGUUCGCUGUACCUUGACCUCGUCUCAUGAUCAUAUAGUGUGUAACGGUAGCCACUGUGUCGCUUACACACAACACACGGCACAGGCGCGACAUGGUGGAACUUCAGGGAGGUCGGAACUUAAUAGAUGAUGGAAUGCUGAACAAACACAUAGCACAGUGAUUCCAAACACGUCUUUUCUAUUUCUUUAUCCGUGUCAGCUCGUGAGAUCAUCUCAACGAACUCUCUAGCUUGUGAGGUGAGGUUUGUACACGCUAACACAGUGGGGGCAAAAAUAUUCGAUUUCAUUUCAACUCACCUUGCCAUGGAACGAUUAAAAAUGGCAGCCACAGCAAAUUACUGGCAGUUAUUAGCUACAUGAAAUUUGAACUUUCAGAAAUACAGAUUCACUUUAUAAGCUAAAACCAUGGGCUGGUUUAGCCGAUAGACUGACAUUUACCUGGCCAAUUCAAGGAUUUAUGAAUUCACUCCCUUGUUAUUCUAUCUGUCAGGAUGUUGUAAAUAACUCGUCGUGUGCUCAACAGGCACACAACUAGGCUUGAGAGUACGACUCUAGUGCUUGUUGGUAUUUAUUAUUGUUUUAUUUAUUAUCAAGCUCGUCUGCUCCAACCGAGCAGUAACUCAUCCUAGCCAUUUUUUUUUUCUGUCAAGAGUUAAGUUUUCCUGACCCUUAGACAGAAAUCAUUAUUUUAACUUUUUUUAAAUGAUUGUUUUUAGCUUAAACUUUUCACCCCAGGUUCAGAUACAAAAACAUAAAAGAAACAAAUUAUUUGAAAGAAUGUUGGUUUAAAAAUUGGCUGCUUUCCUGCUGCAAGAUUUAUUUUUAAAAAUUUAAGUGAAAACUACGGCAGAGGGUGAAGUCUGGUCGACAUAGUUACCAGCAGAGGCAAUGACCUCUCUAUAUCGUGACCGGAAGAGGCAAUGUCCUCUCUAUAUCGUGACCGGAAGAGGCAAUGACCUCUCUAUAUCGUGACCGGAAGAAGCAAUGUCCUCCCUAUAUGGUGACCGGAAGAGGUUAGCUGCUUGGACAAAUAUCUUGUUUUAGAGAGGUGGGCAGUAGGGGUCAUCUUAUUGUCACCAUUGGGGUCAUUUCUUAUGGACACCAGUAGGGGUCUCCUCUUGUGGUACCCAAUAGGGGUCAUUUUUUUUUUAAACACUGGGGGUCAUCUCAAAAUGCCACCAUUAUGAGUCAUUUCUUAUGGAAACCAGCGGGGGUCAUUUCUUAUGGACACCAGUAGGGGUCAUAUUAUUGCCACCCUUGGGGGAGGUGGGGGGGGUCAUACCCUUAUUGUCAUCAUUUGAUGUCCUCUUUUCUGGCACAAUCUAGUUGCUCAACCUGCAACGAUAAAAUCAAACGUCAGUCAUCAUUGGCUCUACCGUCUAUAUAUAGAUUACACUGUGUAUUCAUUGAUCCAUAGAAAUCAUGUCACACCUCAAACCCUAAACUUCCUCCACACAACUGAUCCAAGCACAUGUUCUCAUAUUUGUAUGUGUGAUCUUUUUUUCAAAAUCCCUGUAAAGUAUUCGACUUAUUUUAAACAACAGCAAAAUGUAUGUCGUAUUUUUUACUCUUUGUCCUUAAUGUAUAAGAAAAACGCCAGUUGUUGGUAUUAAUGACUUUGUUGAAAGAUGUACCUCACACAUUUGUAAUUAUAACAUGAAUCAGAGGAAUCUCAUAGCAUUUCCGGUGUCAUGCGCUGAAACUCCGGAAACUCGGGAUAUUGCGCAUGCGCAUUAAUGUAAGGGCUAGCUUAUACUGUGGAGCUUUUUUAAUACACUGGAAUAAGAAAGGUUCUGGUAAAUAAUCAGGGUAACGAUAUGUGACCUUGGCAUUGGAUUCUGUGCUACACAACGUUAUUGUUUACAAGAAUGUACUUUCAUGUAUUUCGUUCAGCUCUUUCUUUAUUAUUUAAAAAAAAAGGAAAUGUAGGCCUAAGUCAGAGCUGCCAUUUUUCAAUCUGGGUUUUAUUUUCAAAACUAAACAUUGCAGUAAGAAAGAAUUAUUGAUUGGCUACAUCGGUGUGAAUUUUGAGUUAUAGGCUACGUAACAAGGGCUCUAAAUAUAUAUAUAUAUAUAUAUAUAUAUAUAUAUAUAUAUAUAUAUAUAUAUAUAUAUAUAUAUAUAUAUAUAUUCCACCAGUAAACAAGUGUCUCCAUGUUUACGCUAGUCUACUGUAGUUAAUAGCCUAUUCUGAGUAAAGCUCCAAGGUCAAACUUCGAGAACGUUCUUUUUUAUUAAUUUUUUCAUAAAAAAAAUAAACAAAAAAAAUUAGAAAAGAAACAAGUUUUGGAUUAUGAAACACCGUGCAAUGUUAAAGAAACAAUAGCCAACCUAAGGUGGUUAGUGGACUGUGAGAUUGAGUGGGAGGCACUUUGAUGUUUAGAUCGUCAAUAAUUUGGAAUUAACAUUGUUGUUUUUUUUAUUUAAUUUUAUAUUUGCGAGUACACCACACACAUUUUGGACUUGCUCUUCAGAUCAUACAAAGAAAUGUGUGUAAUUAUGUUUAAAUUAUUUAGAAAAAAAAUGUGUACCUCAUUUAAUAUUUAAAUUGAUAAUUUAGUUAGCAACUCCUGUGAAUUACACAAUGUAUAUAUAUAUAUAUAUAUAUAUAUAUAUAUAUAUAUAUA
Physella acuta is the source of this 4300-nucleotide messenger RNA. RefSeq lists its product as uncharacterized. Gene Ontology annotation, biological process: synapse organization. Lineage: Eukaryota; Metazoa; Mollusca; Gastropoda; Physidae. The record is from RefSeq and is a predicted model, not a curated record. Gene Ontology annotation, cellular component: neuron projection membrane.